AUGUUAACAUUUGAACGCCUCGUCACUGAGUACGAGCGCGUGAGCCCCCAGAAGUACCCGGACGAUUUAAAGAUCUCCACGCUCUUGUCUGGUUUGCCGUCAGAUGUCCGUCGUUAUCUUCAACUUCAAAUCACCGACGCUACGAAGUAUGAGCAGUUAAGAGACAUCAUGCUGACCUUCGAAAGAUCCUCUUCGAGUUGGUGCUCGGAGCAAGUUCUGAAGGCCAUCGGUGCAGACUCCAGUGGUCCCAUGGACGGCCCUAAGGGCAAGCCUGUUCAAGAAGAUGACACGUCUUCGACAGUAAGACGAGUUCUGGUGUACGACUUGGAUGACAUCGACGAAGAGACUGGUGAUUCGGAGGCUUGGCGCUUGGAUCAGGUCCGUCGGCUUGAAGAAGUAGGCUGUGAGAGUGAGGGUGAAGAUUUUGAGCUUCCUUCGUCAAGUUGUUUGUGGUUUCAGCUAGAUCAAGAUGAUGCAGAAGAUGAGCGCGAGUAUUGUCGUGCAGUACGCGGUAGCAGUGCGAGCCAGCAUCAUGAGAAUCAGCCCGUAGAAGUGAUCCUCGAUUCCGGUGCCGACUGCACGGUGCUUCCUGCUGAGAUCUACGGAGCAGUAGGCUCUCCGAGCCUGCAAGGAAACAUGAGUGUCCUGUUGGACGCACAAGGAAAUCGCAUUGCUGGGGGUGAGGAGCGCGUUCAAGUGUGCUUCCAGAUUCAUGAUGAGGAUGGUACGAUCAUUGAGUUCAAAGACCGCGUAGUGCUAGCACAUGUGCAACAACCACUGUUUUGCCUCGGAAAGCUCAUGAAGAGACAGUGGGUUCCAGAGUGUGAUGAGUUUGGUAGGUGGACAAUGCGUCGAGGUGAAGCUCGUUUUCCUUUGCAUUGGUCUCGCAACAGCCUAGCCACGUACAUGACCAUUUCGCGUGUAGCACAUGAAGUUCCUCAGACCCCUCAUGAGCUUCCAGGCCCCAGCCUUCCAGAGCAGCCUCGAGUGCAGAUGAUUGUGGAAAUUCCAGAUGAGUUGGAGCUUCAUGCACGUGAACCGGGUUGGAGUAUGGAUUCUAGUGGUCGUUUGGUUCAUUUCGGGCUCAACGUCGACAAAACGUUCGAUGCAUCCCUGCAGUUCAGUCCUGACGUGAUCACUGUUUUGUCGAAAGCCCCUCUAGAUCCUGAAGAGCUUGGCAAGCCUGUUUCGGGAGCCCCUCCACGCAGAGUUGAGCCUCGUGUCGAAGAUGUUGUGGAUGAAGAUGCGAUGGAGGUGGAUCGUGGUGCUGAUGAUCGCGGUGAUGAUGCUCGUGAUCGCCCCGAAGGCCCUAUGCUUGGACCCCACGCAGUAGAAGUAGAAGGACCUGAACAAGAAGCCCUCGUCAUCAACGGCACACGCCUAACCGAGACGAGCCCACUUCGAGAACUUCGCAUGGCGUGCGUCUGGAUGGGCAUCUCCAAGAACGGGUCCAAAGCUGCAGUGUGGAGUCGUCUUAAGCGUGAGGUUGCAUUAGCCAAGUUGAAGGUGAGUGUUGAAGCAUCGGAAGCCGUGAAAGCUGAGUAUUCUCGUGAGCCACUUGUGCCAUCUCUUGCAGAGCGACCGAGUGAAGAUUUGGUGUUGCUUCAUGAAACCACGCACAUUCCGCGCGCACCAUGGUGUGAGGCAUGCCUUGCUUCGAGGAGCCGGGAGGAUAACUACAGUGACGCGUUGCCUACUCGCGAAUAUCCGAUCUUGUCCAUAGAUUACAUGUUCACAAGCACAGAAGGUGAAGGGCAACCAUUGGCGACACACUUGAUCAUCGUUGACUCCCAAACCAAGUACACCCAAGCUAUAGCUAUCGAUGGAAAGGGCGCUAGAAGCUUGAAGCACUGUGUAGAGGAGAUCGUGAGAAUGGCGAACACCUUGGGGUACACCCGCAUUGGCCUAAGGUAUGACACAGAACCUGCAAUGAAGCAGUUGGCGGCCUACGUGGUUGCCACUCGUCUUAAGGCUGGUUUGGCGACUGAAGAGGAGCCGGUGGCCCCUGUGUACAUCAAGCCCGAAGUGUUCGACUUUCUCCCAAAAGGACCUGGGCCAGAUGAAGCUGCAUCAGAUCCACCUUCGACGCCGGCUGGAGCUGGCGCUGGCGCAAGCAACAUUGGCUCGGAUGCAGACAUGAGCCUUCCUGGUGAGAGUCGUAGCUCGAGCGCCAUGUCAAGUGAUCAGUCGUCGGAGUUGCGUGCUGAUGUAGGAGUGCCGGGAGUGAAUAGAGUAGAGCUUGAAGCAGAGAUGCCAACUGGUCAUGAUGAUCGUGAGGGUUUCAGUGAAGCCGAUGGUGAUCCUCUAGAAGCCGGUCUUGAAGUAGAUUGGCGAGUGGAAGAGUGUGAAGACGAAGCUCAGCCGGAUGUUCAGCUUGAUUAUGAUUUCAGUAAGGAAUGGAGUGAUCGGAAAUAUGAAGAUGGGCCUCCUCAUCUUCCAGAUGACAAGAUGGAGCUGCUGGACGCAGCUAUGGACAAAGUAGAGUUGAGUCGUCUUGUCAAGAUGGGGGUUUUGAAACGGUUGAGUGAGAACGAUGACGUGAGUGGCAUGAUGAACCUCCAGAGCAAGUUUGUUCGAGAUUGGCGUUUCCGUGCCAACGAGGCGGGAACGAAAUGGACUUGGGUGAGGGCUGGCGCCCGUGACUUCUACGACAAACUGGCUAAGGUGAUGAGGGAUGACGAGAUGGACAGUUUCAAGGCUGCACCAGCUUUGUUCAUCGAGCCGAAGACGAUUGCGGUUUCCACACAUGUUGAUGAUUUCGAGAUCCUUAGCACAGAUGAGAGAGUGGAGAGGUUGAAGAACAAGUUGAAGGCGGCCGGGUUGAACUUUUCAUUGGAGGGCCCAUGUACUGUUGAAGGGGGAGAAUGCCACUUCCUCAAGCGCAAAUUCACUGGCACGGGUGAGGGGAUUCUUGUGAGCCAGUCGGGGAAACACAUACAAAAGCUUGUCGAGCUUGUGGGUGUUCAGAAGGCAGCGGGCAAACAAACACCAUGCCCCUUGAAUCCGAAUGACGUGAAAGAUGAAACACCAUUGGAUGAAGCCCGGCAUGCAAUCUAUCGCACUGCAGUGGGAGUGCUGCUUUAUCUAGGGCAGGAUCGUCCAGAGUGCUUGUACGCCAUCAAAGUUUUGAGUGGAAAGUGCACAUGCCCAACGGAGCAUGAGUGGAGUCUUUUGCGCCACUUGGUGAAGUUCUUGAAGGCGCAUCCCGAUCAAGGAGAGAGAGAUCGGAAAUCCAUCAGUGCCAUGUGCAUUUAUGUGAACGGGAACAACAUGCACAGCUCAUCAAAGACCCGAAAGGCUACCGAGGAGCCGCAUAUGACAAAGGCGUUGUUCAAGGUUUGGUUGUGGACGGUUAUGCUUCUAAUCUUCUUCGGCACCACCGAGAAAGCGAUCAAGGACAAGUUGAAGGGGGACAGCGCCGUGAACAUCAACAUCAUCGCGGACACCAUCGAGGACUACAUCAUCAAGAGGACGAUUGUGGACCCCAUCAUCGUGGAGAAGAG
Messenger RNA from Symbiodinium necroappetens, 3503 nucleotides. The record is from the annotation of a GenBank genome assembly. NCBI's taxonomy places the organism in Eukaryota, Dinophyceae, Suessiales, Symbiodiniaceae.